AUGAGGGAUCCAUAUUUAUUUGUCUUUGCGCAAGUUCACGAAGACUUUCGCGUACCGGAGAUACUAUCGAUUGCUGAGCUCAAUGGGUUCACUAUAGCGUUCUCAGAGAGUCCUGAUCCCUCCAGGCCAUUCAUGGUACUGGAACUGGAAGACGAACAACACGCCAGAAUUUUAGCCAGGAGAUGCAUCUUGAUCAAAGCUAUCUACGAAUACUAUGGUCGAGGGUCGACGUACGAGGAGCUACAUGAAGCCAACAAGGGAAAGCGGCAUCUAUGGUCUCGAUAUAUCAAGAAUACAUCGUUCAAGUUCAACGUGACGGCACAUAAUCAUACGGUGCCCCAGUGGAGGCAGCGGGAGGUCGUUGAAAGCUUCUCCUACAUGGACUUCCAGGGGGAAAUCGAUAUGAAGAACCCUGACAUUAUCCUGGGUUGUUUUGAAGAGUACCCCAGUAGAAGCGGGACUACCAGAGAGAAGCAUGAAGGGGAUGGUGACUUCAUCCAGGUAUGGUUCGGAAGGUUGAUCGAGGACGGAUCCGCCCGACCACUUGUGAAAAAGUUCGAUGUGAAGAAGCGCCUAUACUACGGGAAUACGAGCAUGGAGGCUGAGAUGUCGCUGCUCAUGGCCAAUCAGUCCCUCGCCUCCCCCGGAAAAUUAAUCUACGAUCCCUUCGUUGGCACAGGAAGCAUGGCUUAUACGACAGCUUACUUUGGUGCACAAUUCUUCGGGUCGGAUAUCGAUGGUCGUCAGAUGCGUGGCAAGGAGAAACAGCCUGGUAUCAUUCGUGCUGCUGCUCAAUACGGCGUCUCUUCAAGAAUCCUUGAUUUAUGCACGUUUGACGUGACCCAUGACCCAUGGAGAUGUGGGGAGCUCUUCGAUGCAAUAAUAACCGAUCCCCCUUACGGCGUCCGCGCUGGAGCAAAACGGCUAGGAAGGAAGAAAUACAGACCUGAUCUGCCCAGGUCGUCGCCAGCGUCGAUUGACGACCAGCCAUACAUCCCUCCUACGAAGCCGUACGAACUUGCAGAAUUGGCAAAGGAUCUCGUGUUGCUGGGGCGCUACCUCCUUAAGCCUGGUGGUCGUCUUGUCUUUUUCUUGCCCACAGUCACAGACGAAUACCAGGAAGUUGAUGUCCACACGAUGUUGUGUGAAGGCAUGGAGGUAAUUGCUAACUCGUUGCAGGACUUCGGGUCAUGGGGGCGAAGAUUGGUCACCGUCCGCAAGACAACCGCGGAAACAUACCCCGCGCCUAGCUUCGAUGCAGGAAUAUCUAUGGCAAGCAGAGCUGUCGACGGGGUCGAAGAAGGUACCUCCCAUGUCCCGGCUCAUCAGGACUUCCGUCGAAAGUACUUCGAAGGCUUCAGAAAGACAGGAGAGUCGGACAAAUAGGGGAGUAUGCUGGACCUGCCAUAGCAAGAUGCUUUUCACAACUUUGGUUUACCGUAUGUAUCGCCGUUCACGAUCGCUUAAACACCCAUCCCGAUAAUGCGUGCAAAUUCCAAAGCUUC
Molecule: messenger RNA, 1505 nt
Organism: Gloeophyllum trabeum ATCC 11539
Lineage: Eukaryota; Fungi; Basidiomycota; Agaricomycetes; Gloeophyllales; Gloeophyllaceae
Product: tRNA guanosine-2'-O-methyltransferase
Exons: 10
Coding region: 1-1386 (461 amino acids)
Biological process (GO): methylation
Cellular component (GO): cytoplasm
Molecular function (GO): nucleic acid binding
Source: RefSeq, a predicted model, not a curated record